Molecule: messenger RNA, 1488 nt
Organism: Ascochyta rabiei
Lineage: Eukaryota; Fungi; Ascomycota; Dothideomycetes; Pleosporales; Didymellaceae
Exons: 1
Coding region: 1-1488 (495 amino acids)
Biological process (GO): transmembrane transport
Cellular component (GO): fungal-type vacuole membrane
Molecular function (GO): transmembrane transporter activity
Source: RefSeq, a predicted model, not a curated record
AUGAGCGGAGAACGCAAAGGCAGCACGCCAGGACCAAUUGCAGACAAUUACCAACUCGAACCCAUCAACUCUUACCCCGCAGCUCAGUUUACUAUCCCACCAGCCGACACUCUCUCAAGAUGCCGCAGUGCCCGAACUCGCUCUGUCGAUGCCCCGGCACGGGAGAAGUCGAAGCAGAAUGAGGGACAUGCUGCCGCCUCUUCAGAUGAAGACAAUCAAUCCGUAGCCUCUUCAGAUGAGGUCACCUACCCCGAGGGUGGUUGGGAAGCAUGGCUUUGCAUCCUCGGAUCCUUCAUGGGCCUCGUUGCAGCGCUGGGUAUGAUGAACACUGUCGGUGUCUACCACAGCUACCUCGCCGAACAUCAGCUUCGAGGUUACAGCGAGAGCACCAUUAGUUGGAUCUUCUCCAUGUACAUCUUCCUCGCCUUCUUCUGUGGACUGCAGAUCGGACCCAUCUUCGACGCGCACGGCCCGAAGCUGCUGGUGCUCGCUGGAAGCAUCUUAUUAUGCCUUUCCAACUUCCUCCUCGGAAUCUGCACGCAGUACUGGCACUUCUUCCUCGUCUUCGGAGUGCUUGGAGGCCUCGGCACAAGCUUGAUCUUCACGCCUGCAUUCGCGGCUGCCAGUCAUUUCUUCCUCGUGAAACGAGGUAACGCAACUGGUAUCGCUGCUGCUGGAGGAUCGCUUGGAGGUGUCAUUUUCCCCCUCGCGCUGCAACAGUUGCUUCCCAAAGUCGGCUUCGCGUGGGCCACACGCAUCAUCGCCUUCAUCGACGUGUUUUGCUGCAUCAUCGCUUGCAUUUUCAUCAAGUCGCGACUGCCUACCAAACCCGGACAGUCUGUUCUACCGGAUUUUCGCAUCUUCCGCGACAAAUCGUACGCACUGCUUACCCUCGCCAUAUUCCUGAUGGAGUGGGCGCUCUUCGUCCCCAUCACGUACCUCACGACUUUCGCAUCCUCAAGCGGAGCAAUGUCACCAGCGUUCUCAUACCAGCUUCUCGCCAUCUUCAACGCCGGUAGCUGCUUGGGCCGCUGGGUUCCAGGCCUGUUGGCGGACAGAGUGGGCCGCUUCAACUGCAUGAUUGCCGCGCUUGCCAUCUGCGCAGCAACGUCGCUGACCUUCUGGCUUCCUGCCGCGCUCCUCACACCCGCCACAUCCGACACUGCGACGACCAUCAAAGCGCUGUCAAUUGUGUAUGCCAUUAUCUUCGGCUUUGCGUCCGGAUCCAAUAUCUCCUUGACCCCCGUGUGUGUCGGACAGCUCUGCGAUACGAGCCAGUACGGACGUUACUACGCCACGUGCUACACUAUCGUGUCGUUCAGUACGCUCACAGGUAUUCCAAUCGCUGGUAGCAUUCUGGGGCAAACUCCUGGCGGCGCGUACUGGGGCGUAGUUAUCUGGACGAUUAUAUGCUACGUCAUCUCGUCGGUGUGCUUUAUAUGGAGUCGCGGUAUGCACGUUGGGUGGAAUUUGGGUGCGAAAUUCUAG